Molecule: messenger RNA, 2133 nt
Organism: Alosa sapidissima (American shad)
Lineage: Eukaryota; Metazoa; Chordata; Actinopteri; Clupeiformes; Clupeidae
Exons: 6
Coding region: 1-2133 (710 amino acids)
Source: RefSeq, a predicted model, not a curated record
AUGGCAACAGCAGCAGGACACCACCACCACCAGAUGACCAGGAGGCACACUACCGACCACAGCCACCAGGAGGCAAACUACCAACCACAGCAGCAGACGACACCCACACAACCCGGACCAGAGCCCAAAUGGGCGUCACCUCCGCGCUCGUUACCCGUCACCACCGCCGUCACAUCCGCGCUCGUUACCCGUCACCUCCGCGCUCGUUACCCGUCACCUCAACGCUCGUUACCCGUCACCUCCGCGCUCGUUAGCCGUCACAUCCGCGCUCGUUACCCGUCACCUCCGCGCUCGUUACCCGUCACCUCAACGCUCGUUACCCGUCACCUCCGCGCUCGUUACCCGUCACCUCCGCGCUCGUUACCCGUCACCGCCGCGCUCGUUACCCGUCACCUCCGCGCUCGUUACCCAUCACCUCCACGCUCGUUAGCCUUAGCCGUCACCUCCGCGCUCGUUACCCGUUACUGCCGCGCUCUUUACCCGUCACCUCCACGCUCGUUACCCGUCACCUCCGCGCUAGUUAGCCGUCACCUCCGCGCUAGUUACCCGUCACCUCCGCGCUCGUUACCUGUCACCUCCGCGCUCUUUACCCGUCACCUCCGCGCUCGUUACCCGUCACCUCCGCGCUCGUUACCCGUCACCUCCGCGCUCGUUACCCGUUACUGCCGCGCUCUUUACCCGUCACCUCCACGCUCGUUACCCGUCACCUCCGCGCUCUUAGCCGUCACCUCCGCGCUCGUUACCCGUCACCGCCGCGCUCGUUACCCGUCACCACCGCCGUCACAUCCGCGCUCGUUACCCGUCACCUCCGCGCUCGUUACCCGUCACCUCAACGCUCGUUACCCGUCACCUCCGCGCUCGUUAGCCGUCACAUCCGCGCUCGUUACCCGUCACCUCCGCGCUCGUUACCCGUCACCUCAACGCUCGUUACCCGUCACCUCCGCGCUCGUUAGCCGUCACCGCCGCGCUCGUUACCCGUCACCUCCGCGCUCGUUAGCCGUCACCUCCGCGCUCGUUACCUGUCACCUCCGCGCUCUUUACCCGUCACCUCCGCGCUCGUUACCCGUCACCUCCGCGCUCGUUACCCGUCACCUCCGCGCUCGUUACCCGUUACUGCCGCGCUCUUUACCCGUCACCUCCACGCUCGUUACCCGUCACCUCCGCGCUCGUUACCCGUCACCUCCGCGCUCGUUAGCCGUCACCUCCGCGCUCCCGUCACCGCCGCGCUCGUUACCCGUCACCUCCGCGCUCGUUACCCGUCACCUCCGCGCUCGUUACCCGUCACCUCCGCGCUCGUUACCCGUCACCGCCGCGCUAGUUAGCCGUCACCUCCGCGCUCGUUACCCGUCACCGCCGCGCUCGUUACCCGUCACCACCGCCGUCACAUCCGCGCUCGUUACCCGUCACCUCAACGCUCGUUACCCGUCACCUCCGCGCUCGUUAGCCGUCACAUCCGCGCUCGUUACCCGUCACCUCCGCGCUCGUUACCCGUCACCUCAACGCUCGUUACCCGUCACCUCCGCGCUCGUUAGCCGUCACCGCCGCGCUCGUUACCCGUCACCUCCGCGCUCGUUAGCCGUCACCUCCGCGCUCGUUAGCCGUCACCCGUCACCUCCGCGCUCGUUAGCCGUCACCUCCGCGCUCGUUACCCGUCACCUCAACGCUCGUUACCCGUCACCUCAACGCUCGUUACCCGUCACCUCCGCGCUCGUUACCCGUCACCUCCGCGCUCGUUACCCGUCACCUCAACGCUCGUUACCCGUCACCUCCGCGCUCGUUACCCGUUACUGCCGCGCUCUUUACCCGUCACCUCCACGCUCGUUACCCGUCACCUCCGCGCUAGUUAGCCGUCACCUCCGCGCUAGUUACCCGUCACCUCCGCGCUCGUUACCUGUCACCUCCGCGCUCUUUACCCGUCACCUCCGCGCUCGUUACCCGUCACCUCCGCGCUCGUUACCCGUCACCUCCGCGCUCGUUACCCGUUACUGCCGCGCUCUUUACCCGUCACCUCCACGCUCGUUACCCGUCACCUCCGCGCUCGUUACCCGUCACCUCCGCGCUCGUUACCCGUCACCUCCGCGCUCGUUAGCCGUCACCUCCGCGCUCGUUACCUGUCACCUCCGCGCUAGUUAG